AUGCAUCCCGCAUUACAACGCUCGAACAUCCUCAAGCUGCCUGUUUCCCUCAGAAAACAUGCCCUGGCUGCUGCUGACGGCUCGUACCCCGACCUCCUGACUGUGGCAGAUAGCCUGGAUGACCCCAAGCUUCAGCGGCAACACCUCAUGCGUCUGCCUGCCGUCUAUAUCGCCGCACUCGAUCUUGCACAUUUUCCCACCCCAACUCAGAUGGAGGCAUACACUGUGGAAGACUACCAGAACCAGUUAUCACGGACUAUGACGGCGUUUGUUGGGAUACGGCAGUUGAACAAGUUGAAAGUGCUCCCGAAAGAGGCGGCAGGAGAACUGUGGGAACCGCUCAGGCGGUGGAUGAACUUAGUCGGAGACCUCACCGAGUUUCUACGGGAGGACAUGGACGCGGAACAGGCAUGGGACGUGCACGCGCAAGUUAUGGAGAUGAUAAACACACUCUAUUGCGCCUCAGCAAGCGAGGUAAACGCGUUUUUCAAACUUGACGGUGCCUACAUCAUCAUUGGCAGAGUCUGGAAGGAGCUUCUUCGCCAACCAACGCCCAAACAACUUACGCGCGAGCUGGUUAAUGUCUCCAUGAUCAUGGGGCAGGAAAAUCGUCAUCUGGAGCCGAAUCGACUACGAGACUUGAUGGACGGUGCUGGUGGGAGUUGGGAUGAUCUUGCGCGCCUCAUUGUCACACAUCUCCACGAAAUCUCCCUCUAUGCCUCUGACCGAUUUGCGGUUCGCUGCCUGCAAGGGCUACACGGUCUUCUAGUCAACAGUUCUCAAGAGGUUCCCGCGUUCAGGAGCGCACUUCUACGAUCGGGGUCGGUUGCCGCGCUUGCCAGGACGUGCCGCAGUGUCCGCAAAGCGCGGCUGCUCACCUCUGACGAGUUCCGCCUCGUGUGCAUCUUCUAUGCUGCCAUCCAAACAACAUUCCUCGACGCACCCAGCCAUGUGCAUUUCAUCGAGGCUGUCGACGCUGGAUAUCUCCUGGACUUUUUUGACCUCACCUCCCAACGCUUCGCCUUUCGUAAUCUAUUGGACAAAUGCUUCAUUCCUCUUCUCCAACGACAGCUCCCUGCAUUCCUAGCGUAUAUAACGGUACUCAAGUCCCCAAGCCUUGCAGCCUCCCUGAAGGACAUCCGUCUCCUUAUGGAGCAGGGACAUACCAUCCAUCACGAGGAGGUCUUACCUCUCUGGCAGGCAUUUUCCAGCGUGGAGGAACGACGAAUCGCCAUAUUGGCCGCACCUAGUCCGCCUUCACAUGCGACACGAUUCUGCGAAAGUCUAUCGUGCUGGAAGGUUUCCAAGAUAGCCGAUCUCCGGGUCUGUGGCGGGUGUCGACAGGCAUAUUACUGCUCACAAGAUUGCCAAAGGCAUGACUGGCGGACCGGGCACCGCGACUCGUGUUGCUUCAGCCCGGAAUCGGAGUAUGGUUCAGACCUGCUUCCGCAGAAAGACAAGAAGUUCCUGGGCCGCUUGCUCGAGGCGGACUACCCUUCCGUGCUGCCGCUAAUUGCAAACAAACUCGUGGCCUGGUAUGGCAAACAGCGGCCGGGCAUCGUCGUCGAGACGCCAUUCGUCGCAUUCGACUACCGGACCGCGAGCACACAGCCGGCAGUCUCGUUGAUCCUCCCUGACGACUCAUCACCAUACGCAUUCUCGCGCGCACUUGCGGAGAAAGCGCGACGUAGCGGGGGGCGAAUGCAGGUCCACUUGUGCGCAUUAAAUGAGGAAGGCAAACAUACGAGAUGGCGCGCGGUCCCCUUGUAUGCGGCAAGCGACGCGUUGGAUCGGGGCCUGCGGGAGCUCGCGGCGCAGUGGCGGGAUAAGGCGGUAAAUGCAGUUAUGCAUGGGGAAAAGGCACCGAAGUUUGAGCUAGCACAGGAAAUCCGCGAGCUCUUGGAAGGGUUGGAUGUGUUGGAAGUAGGCAUACAUUAG
Molecule: messenger RNA, 1938 nt
Organism: Mycena indigotica
Lineage: Eukaryota; Fungi; Basidiomycota; Agaricomycetes; Agaricales; Mycenaceae
Product: MYND-type domain-containing protein
Exons: 4
Coding region: 1-1938 (645 amino acids)
Source: RefSeq, a predicted model, not a curated record